This is a messenger RNA of Dendronephthya gigantea, 1095 nucleotides long. RefSeq names its product EGF-containing fibulin-like extracellular matrix protein 1. Gene Ontology annotation, molecular function: calcium ion binding. NCBI's taxonomy places the organism in Eukaryota, Metazoa, Cnidaria, Anthozoa, Malacalcyonacea, Nephtheidae. The record is from RefSeq and is a predicted model, not a curated record. The transcript has 10 exons. Bases 1 to 1095 code for a protein of 364 amino acids.
AUGACAUGUGCUAUGCCAGAGAAACUAAAGGGGAGCCUGGUUAAAGCCAUCAAAAAGCAAGACAUCUGUGGUAAAGUGCUGCCAUGUCGAGGUUUGAGGUGCUCUCAGUAUGCAAAAUGUAUCAAAAAUGCCACUACUCAUGUUUAUAAAUGUGCUUGUAGAGCUGGGUAUAAAGGAAAUGGGGCUAUUUGCAAAGACUUGAACGAGUGUACCUUAGGAACCCACAGGCAUAUCUGUGAUAAUGGCCGCGAGAACUGCAUUAAUACAAUUGGUUCUUUUGAAUGUCGGUGUAAACCUGGAUUGAAAAUAAAUAAUAAAAAUCAAUGCGAUGAUGUGAACGAGUGCGAGACGGAGAAGAGAUGCCCCGAAGAAGCUUUGUGUAUCAACAAUAUAGGUUCCUAUCAAUGCAUAUGUAAAGCUGGUUUUAGUGGUGAUGGCAAGAAGUGUGAAGAUAUCGAUGAAUGUGAAAGAGGUGACCAUGGAUGUCCUAGCAAUUCCGUCUGUGUAAACUCUGAAGGGGAUUAUAAAUGUUUUUGCAACGCUGGAUACGUCAAAUCUGGACAUUUAUGUGUUAAAGAAGACCCCUGUUUACCACCGCACGUACCUUGUAAUCCUGAAAAGGAGAUUUGCGUGAAAAGCAAGACGUCGUAUGAGUGCCAUUGCAAACCUGGUUUUAAAAGAGCGUCAGAAAGUGGUGAAUGUGAAGACAAGAACGAAUGUGAAGGCAACGAAACUAACCAAUGUCACAAGUUUGCGACGUGUGUGAAUCAAAAAGGAGGAUACAAAUACAAGAUUGACAUAAAGACAUAUGCUCUGGCUGGUUUGAUCGUUGGAAUCCCAGUUCUAACGUUUGUCGCUCUUACAAUUUAUGUGUGUAAAAGGCGCGUGAGAAGAAGAGCUAUGACAAGAGAGGCAGAAUACACCGCAGAAAAUCCACCAAACGAUGACACUAUUCCUCCUGAUAAUCAACAGUUAAUCAAUACAGCUGGAAGUUAUUAUGAAGAAAGCAUACCGAUGAAAGGAUUACCAGCAUCAGAGUCAGCAUGGAGCGAAUGGCCGGACUACGAUGAUACCAGAGAGAGCGAUUCCGAUUAA